AAUCCGCGUGUCAGUGUCAUCUUUCUUAUGCAAAGUAGCUGUCUUUGAAGGCGGAUCUUUUGGCAGGUUAGACCGGGACUGAGGCUCCGACCAGCUCAGACUAAGGAGCGCAGCCACCAAACGCAUCCACUGCUGCCCACGGGAGGAGCAUGAUCCUACAACACUGGGACACAUCAACUGCUACCACUGCGGAUAUCUGGUGGAUUUUAUUCCAGUGGCUGAAUAACUGCUUGUAAACAACCAUCCCUUCAGCGCAAAAAACAGGAAAGGAGGAAAAAAAAAAAAAAAAACCUUUUGGCUCUUUUCCGCGCAACUUGAACGCGCAAAGACUGUAAGCGCAUUGCUUCAUACACUUUCGGAAAAGUGUCAUGAAACGUGAGGACGGACAAAUCUGCGGUUUGGACACGAGUGGGGAACAAAUCGGAGCGCAUAAAUCCCCAAACCAGUUUACUCACAUGGACUGAGAUGCACGGUGCAGGACAGUGAAGUAGAUCCGACUCCUCUGCCUCAAACUGAGAAAGCAUGGACCUGAAUGAGCUCCACUUCCACCGACAAAACCUUUCCGGACCAUCGCGGGAUUUCUGUUUUUACUAAAGUAUCCAAACGCAAACGGAGAAACGAUGGUCCUGUAAGAGAUAGUUGUGUAAGUUUCCCCACAUUGACCUUCUGCACAGACCCAGCCUGUUCCCACUGCAGACUCUACUUUUGCAUUAGUCUACACAAACUUGUUCAUUGUGGUUGAGAUCAUUUAGUCUAACCUUUAUUUAACUCAAGAGGGGAGAAUGUGUCCAGCUGCUAAACUGAGCCUCAUCUCUGUGCUGCUGGCGGUGUGGAGCGGACGGGGUUCAACUAUCAGCUCAAUAGAUCCAGACUGGUCAGGAGAAGGGAAAUGUCAACACAUCAGCAUCCCCCAGUGUAAAGACAUCGGCUACAACAUGACUCGCAUGCCAAAUCUUAUGGGCCAUGAUGACCAAAAAGAAGCAGCAAUAAAGCUGCAGGAGUUUGCAACUCUGAUACAGUUUGGAUGUCACAGUCACCUUAAAUUUUUUCUGUGCUCACUGUAUGCUCCCAUGUGCACAGAGCAAGUGUCAAACCCCAUCCCUGCAUGUAGAGUUAUGUGUGAGCAGGUCAAGCUCAAGUGCUCGCCCAUAUUAGAACAGUUUAACUUCCCAUGGCCUGACUCUCUGGACUGCUCCCGGCUGCCGACCAAAAAUGACCCCAACAACCUCUGCAUGGAGGCGCCCAACAACGGCUCUGAUGAGCCUCCCAAAGUCUCUCACACCCAGCCUCCAGAUUUCAGGCCACAGCGGCCUCUGAGUGGGCAGGAUAUGCACUUAAAGGACAGCAGCAGCAAACAGACAUGCAGCAACCCUGGCAAAUUCCACUAUGUAGAGAAGAGCGAAUCAUGUGCCCCCAAGUGCUACCCCAAAGUGGAUGUAUAUUGGAGUCAGGGAGACAAACAGUUCUCUCUGGUGUGGAUAGCCAUCUGGUCCAUCCUGUGCUUUGUCUCCAGCGCCUUCACUGUGCUCACUUUCCUCAUAGACCCACAGCGUUUCAAAUACCCAGAGAGACCGAUCAUCUUCUUGUCUAUGUCCUACUGUGUUUACUCUGUGGGCUACCUCAUCCGACUUUUUGUCGGAGCUGAUAGAAUUGCCUGUGAUCGAGACAAUGGCGUCCAGUAUAUCAUCCAGGAGGGUCUAGAGAGCACCGGCUGCACUAUUGUGUUCCUCAUCCUGUAUUAUUUUGGCAUGGCCAGCUCCCUCUGGUGGGUUAUCCUGACCCUCACAUGGUUCCUAGCAGCUGGGAAGAAGUGGGGUCAUGAGGCAAUUGAGGCCAACAGCAGCUACUUUCACCUGGCGGCGUGGGCCAUUCCGGCCGUGAAGACUAUCAUGAUAUUGGUGAUGAGGAAGGUAGCUGGGGAUGAGCUCACAGGCGUCUGCUAUGUAGGCAGCAUGGAUGUCAAAGCUCUGACCGGCUUUGUGCUCAUUCCACUCUCCUGCUACCUGAUUAUUGGCACUUCAUUCCUGCUAUCUGGCUUUGUAGCCCUAUUCCAUAUUCGUAAGAUUAUGAAGACAGAAGGAGAGAAUACAGACAAGCUGGAGAAGUUAAUGGUACGCAUCGGGGUCUUCUCCGUGCUCUACACCGUCCCCGCCACCUGCGUCAUUGCCUGCUACUUCUAUGAACGGCUCAACAUGGACUACUGGCGCAUCCUGGCAAAGGAGCAAAAAUGUGUGGACAGCAGCGGGCCGGAGUCGGACGAGUGCAUUAUGAAGACAUCCAUCCCUGCUGUUGAGAUCUUCAUGGUGAAGAUUUUCAUGCUGCUGGUGGUGGGCAUCACUAGUGGCAUGUGGAUCUGGACGUCAAAGACGCUGCAGUCAUGGCAGAAUGUGUUCAGCAGGAAGCUAAAGAAGAGGACACGGAGGAAGGCUGCCAGUGUGUUCACCAGCAGCAGGCCUUACAUCAAACCUCACCCAUCUCUCAAAGGGCACAGUACUAAGUAUGAGCCUACACGGCCACCCCCCACAUGUGUAUAAGCUGGCUCUAUCUGUAUGAACCCAAAUAUACUUGUAAAGCUCUUAACCUAAACAAGACUUUUUAAUCAGAGUACCAUGAAAAAAUAAGGUUCACGUUUUAUUUAUGCAAACUGCAUUCAAGAUAAUGCAGCAUGGGUUAUUUUUUUGUAUCUUGAGCCAUCUCAUGCAACAAGAGUUGCCUUUGUUUGAGAAAAAAUCUGCUACUCCUGGAUUCACUUAUCCUAUUGAGGGACUUGGUAGAGAAAAAAACUCUUAUUGUUCUCAAGACAAAAAGAGUGGAAUAAACCAUUUGGAUGUGCUAUGGGGUUACUUGAAUAAUGUGCAAUAGAUGUUUUCCUUACAGGCAAAAAAGACACUUGUACUGUUAGUGACAGAUUACAGACAAUGAAAGGACCCCACAGACAAUGGAGGCAAAUGGUCAGAGAGAUGAGUGCUGUGUUUGGAGGCUUUUUAAUGGAAAUUGAGGCAGUGUCAUAUAUGUUUGAACUGGAGUGAGAGCAGCUGUUGAAAGCGCUCAAGACCUUAUGAACUGCCCAUUGUGAGGCAAAUCCAUGCCAUAAAUUAAUCAAGCACUCAUUAUUGAAAAGUUAUUUGUACGUGCAGUUGAGUUUUCCAUUUUUCUUUGCUGUUUUAUAGCACAAGGAAACGUUUGUAUAUAUUUCUAAAACUUGAGAUUUUAUAGAAAAUUAAUAAAACGUUCUAGUUUUAAAUGUUUUUUUAAGCCGGGGUUGUGUAUUCU
Molecule: messenger RNA, 3273 nt
Organism: Sphaeramia orbicularis (orbiculate cardinalfish)
Lineage: Eukaryota; Metazoa; Chordata; Actinopteri; Kurtiformes; Apogonidae
Gene: fzd10
Product: frizzled class receptor 10
Exons: 1
Coding region: 783-2534 (583 amino acids)
Biological process (GO): non-canonical Wnt signaling pathway; canonical Wnt signaling pathway
Cellular component (GO): membrane
Molecular function (GO): transmembrane signaling receptor activity; Wnt-protein binding
Source: RefSeq, a predicted model, not a curated record